UUAUUUCUUUCUUUUCUCUCAUUUGAUUCUUUCCUCCCUUCCUGCAUGUAACUAUUCUUUUCCUCUUCACAAUUUGCACUUUUUAUUGAACUCCGAGUUGAAUUUAUCAAUAUCAAUCUUGUUGAAUACUCUUCUUUCUGUGAUCCCAAGUGCACAGGCCGAAAACUCACAUCAAGUGAGUCUAUCUUAUCACUCCUGCUCUCGGAUUGGCCAUCUUGGACAGAGACAUCAUGCCACGACAAACGACUCGAGGUCGAGCAGUCAAGAGAGACUCGAGUCAGGCAGAAGUCGACAGGAUUGAUCAAGAAGAACAGCAAGUUCGAGCCUCUACAAAUGAGAUCGACCUAGCCGUUCAGCAAGAUGGAACCCAACAGAGAGAAACGCGUUUCGAGGAACCUUCACCAUCAACACCACAAGAAAUAGCGAAGGCUACCGGUCGUCGGGGAACAAGGAAACGACAAAAAAUUGAGCCAACUUCUCAGUUGGUGAGUGAGUUUGUGGAGAUGGACUAUGCCAACCAAAUUAGGCAAAAAUUCUCACCACAGAAUGGUUUGGCUGGUGACUUGCCUCCUAUCCAUGACCUGAACCAAAUCUUUGAAGAAAUCACUCGCCAUGCCGUUCAAGAAGAUGGAUUCAAAGAGUUACUCGACUCGCUUAACGGACGCCCACUGCGUGUGGCCACCAUGUGCUCGGGAACUGAAAGUCCGAUUCUUGCUCUUGAACUGGUUGUUUCAGAACUGAAAAAGAUGAGCAUUGGCCCCUUUUCCUUCAAACAACUUUUCAGCGCGGAAAUUGUCGAGCAUAAGCAGGCAUACAUCGAGAGAAACUUUCACCCGCCUAUACUCUUCAGGGAUGUAUUAGAGCUGAGUAAAGAAUUUGCAACCACAGCGUAUGGAGCAAAAAAAAAAGUGCCCACGCAGCCAGAUCUACUGAUCGUUGGCUUUCCAUGUGUUGAUUACUCCAUGCUGAACAAUUUUCGGAAGAAGUUUGGCGAGCGUGGUGAAUCUAACGACACCUUCAAAGGUCUCGUAGCAUAUUGCAAAAUGCACAAACCCAAACUGAUAAUUAUCGAGAACGUUAGUAGUGCGCCUUGGGUGCCUAUUCAGCGUUCAUUUCAGAACAUUGGGUACUAUUGUCAUCAUGUCAAGGUUGAUACUAAAGAUUUUUAUAUCCCGCAGACACGUGAAAGAUCAUAUGCUCUGUGCAUUGAUAACUCCCUUGUCAAAAAUGGGAAGGAAUUGCUUGAGGAGUGGGGAAAGAUCCUUUCUGGCUUUCAGCGCAGAGCUAGUUCACCAUUUACAGAGUUUAUCGAUGCGGAUGACAAUGUGAUAGAGCAGCGGAAGCUUGAGCGUGCGCCUGUAUUCGAACCAAAGUCUUCACCUACUUGGUCUCUGUACAAGAUCAGACACGCAGAUGUUCGACGAGAAAGUAGUUUCGGCAACGGAAGGCCGAUCACGGGUUGGGAGGAAGGUGGUAAGUGUUGUCCUCCGACAUGGAUGGACCGGCCGUGGUUCUUUUCUCAAGUUGAGCGAGUCUGGGAUACUAUUGAUGCAAACCACCUGCGCGUUAUGGAAGUCGAUGGAUCUGAUAGUACUUACAAAGUCCGCUGCAUAGACCUCUCACAAGGCGUGGAUCGAGAUGUAGAUUCCAGGCCUUCGGGUAUUAUGGGUUGCGUAACCCCAAGCGGCCUACUAUACUGUACAUCUCGUGGAGGUCAGAUCCAAGGACGUGAGUUGUUAGCAAUGCAGGGAUUGCCACUGAGUCGGUUGUCCUUGACGAGAGAGUCACAAUCCCAGAUGCAGGAUUUGGCUGGCAAUGCAAUGAGUACCACUGUGGUUGGCUCAGCAAUGCUAGCAGCUCUCAUAGUUUGCCACAUGGUUCUUAAAGUUAACAACGACGAACAACGAAUCAUCGAUAGCGGCGACACAGUCGAGGAGUGUAUGCCUGCAGUUUCGUUGAUAAGCUCCUUCUUAGAAAAGAUGAGAACUGUUGAAUCGCUCACAAUCACAACGUGCUGCUGGCUCACGGCACUUGCCGGAUUGACUUCGAGCCUCUGCAGUUGUGAAGGUCAAUACGGCCUUGGACUAUAUGGUCUCUACCGAUGCUUAGAUUGCAAUUUCACAGCAUGUGCCGCUUGCAAAGAAAAUCCUAUCCACAACUACACACCAAUUCCGGUAUCGCAACUCAGCGUUCGUCGAGAUCCAAAACUGUUUCGAGAAUUGCUUUUGCACAUACUUCCAUCCAUGAUUAGGCCACCCAGACUGCCUAUACAUCUCUACCAAGAAAUGUCGGGCCACUAUCCUACAACUGAAGAGAUCGAGAAAGUGUGGAAGAAGUAUUUGGAAGCUAUCGAGUUAGUAUGCCAGGACGCUCUGAUGUUCGUCUCGAUUAAGCGAAGGCACAUCUGGAAUGUCGUAUACGAAGGUAUUUACUCGACCCUUCACCUGGCUAUCGGCCCACAUGGGAUGCACUGGACAUUGUUUGCGAAAGCACCGAACGAUGAACCCGCCGGAAGCUAUUUCAGGGAGGUGCUUCGUCAUCCAAUAGCAAAAAUGGAAGUAUUUCAAGACGGCACGUCCGUUCUGGAGGGAAAAUGGAAGGUCUAUGGACCCUUGUCUAGGAAAAAUAAGACCGUCACUUUGAAAGGAGUCGGUGAUUUGGUACCGUCAUAUGAGAGUGUCUGCGGUCUUCCAAACUCAGCUCAGAAACAGGUCUGGAGUAACAUUAUUGUCGGCGGAGAAGAAGCAGCGAUGGAAGGAUUGUCCAUGGAUAUUCGUGGACAUUAUCAGAGAAUAUCCAACUGCGGAGGAGCGCUACAAUCACUGCACCGCCGUAGCAGCUGCGCGCCCAAUGAGCCCGAUUUGUUUCUUUUCUUGGAUCCCAGAGUUCUGGGACCCAGUGAGCUAGAUUCUUGGGUAUUUUCGACAGACCCCAGCCGCAAGGUCAAUGAUACCUGGAGAGAUAUCGUUUUGCAGUUGGACAGCAAAUGGAGCUACCAAGACCUGCUGCCUUCAGGAGCUUCUUCCGUUCUGGCUUCUCAUCGACAAUGGAUUGAUGCUGGUUCCAUGGCCAUAAUAAACUGUGAUUCACAAAAUGGACUUGUUAGUCGCAUACUGGAUCCCCGGGUCAACGUGCAGUUGGAUGGCUAUAGUUGCUAUAACUGCUAUGUCCCGCUUUUAUCAUCCUCCACUAAUGUCGAAGGUACGAUACAACAACAACAACAACAACAACAAUCAUGGGAAGUCAAGGAUUUUCGGGAGAUAAAUGAACUUGCAUGGGCUUGGGCCAAGUUUUCGACAUGGUCUCCAUGUCCGAAUUGGAAGCUUAUAGAAGCAAUUUUCGAGAUUUGUGAGCGCUGUUCUCCCGAACAGCCAAAAAUGGCAUGGAUAGUCCGGAAAGGAAAGGAACGUCCGAUUGAAGACCCAGUGGAUGCGGCAAGAUGUGAACGUGACUACAAAACGAGACCAUCCCCAUUUUGUCUGUUUGAGAAAACGGAUGGCCUCGGAAACAAAAAAGACGCACAAAGGCAUCACUUUUGUCUUGCUCUCAAUCUAAAAACAUUGCUCCAUCGUGCCUUCAGAGCGAUAGCACAUCGUCGAGAAGAAAGCGCGACAGUCGAGUUCUACUGGCGAAUAACCAACAAUGACGACACAGAUAUCGCCCAUCCCAGCAGUUAUCGCAUAGUGAAUAACAAUGGAGAAUCUGGAGCAGUACAGCCUCCUCACUUCAUGGUCCCACUAAGAUUAGAUCAAUUGCGGUCUCUUCGAUGGGCGCUGUCACGCGAAUCGACUGACCAGGAAGCUUUUCUGGAAGAAGAAGUCGAAGAAGCUAUUCUGGAUCCAAUGAACUGGAGAGCAGAGGCAAAGGUGCUUGUACAUCGUACGAUCAGGGGCGGGGUUCUAGCAGACCACGUUGGUUUUGGCAAAACUGCAGUGGUUUUGGGUCUGAUAGACAGCCAGCAUGAGAAGGAUGUGAUUGAAGCGGAAGAGCCAUGUAAUAACGCAAUUCCUCUCAAAGCCACCUGUAUCGUUGUCCCCGAUAUUCUGUUUGACCAAUGGCGAAGCGAGAUAGUGAGAUUUCUUGGAGAUAAGUACACUGUCCUUGAAAUCAGGGAUAUCUCCCAAUUGCAUCGGACAUCUAUCAAAAAUUUCCAAACAGCAGACAUUGUUCUUGUUGCUUGGACGAUUUUCACAACUGCCUCGUAUUUCAAGAGCCUGGAAGAAGUCGCUGGAGGACCAUGCCCGCCUAAGAUGACUAGCAGAAGCGUGCGAAUGUUUGAAGCAUGGUCUGAAGAUGUGCUUGGUUCAAUCGAGGAACGGGUCACGACACUGCAAAUGGAUGGACCGGAGGCAUUUCUAGAUUCUAUUCAUCUUAAGCGAAACUCCGCAUGGGGGACAGGUGCUUAUACCCGCUACUUACCAUCCAGAAAGAUAGCAGGGAAAGGAGUCAAGUACAACCCCUAUUCUGAGGAUGUACCAACCAACCAAGCGGAUGGCGAUGUCUCGGAACCAGCAGCUGCUCGUUCGCCCAUGGAAAUAGAUAAUCAAGGUUUCAAAAGUAUUUUGCCAAAAGAUGAUCUUGAAACCUACUUAGUGACGGACCAGAAUAAAGCGCAAUACAGGUCAAGAUUCGGUAUCUUAAAAGGCGAACAGGCGUUGAUGAAGAAUGUCAAGGGAACGGUUUUCCACAUGUAUCGAUUCCAACGGCUGGUCAUUGAUGAAUUCACAUACUUGAAUCAGGAUCGCCAUGCGUUACUGGUCUCCCUCAAGGCACGUUCACGAUGGAUAAUGUCCGGCACGCCCCCUAUCAAGGGUUUUGCAGCUGCGGAGCGAAUGGCUCGACUUGUCGGCGUGUAUCUCGGGAGAACCUGUGACGAAGAUUACGAGAAGAGCAAAUUUAAGCGCUCCGAAUCUGAGAACUUCCACUUCUUUCGAGAGGUUCCGAGUCGGGGGUGGCAUUUCCGCCGUAACGGCCUUGCACAGCAUUUUUGCGACGUAUUCAUGCGCCAGAAUACCCCGGAAAUACCUCAGAUCGAAUGGACAGUUCACUAUGAACCCACGAUUCUGUCUGCUGUUGAGAGGAUAUUGUAUCUUGAGCUGAAGGUGUUCUACGAAUCAUACAAUCCGCAAACAACUGGGGAAAAGAAAAAAAAGUACGCUCAUGAUCAGCGGGGACGAAUAAGCGAGAUUGUCGACACGUGUGAUACACCAGAACAGAGUAUCGUCAAGCGUUCGUCAUACUAUGACGCUUUGCCCAAAUGGAGUUCUGCAAGUGAAAAAAUCGACACAGCAGAAAAGCUUGUGCAGCAUAGACGCAAAGAGAUUGAGAAGAUUAUCGGGGAGAUCAAGCAACAGGCAAAGGCCAUAACUUGGUUAUAUCAUCAGCUAUAUCGAAAUGAUCCAAAAUUUUCCGCGCUGCAAAAGAGCCUCCGAGAAAACGAUUAUGGCGACACUGAUGUUUCAAAUUUCGCUUGCCGUAUAAUCGAUGAAGCUUUGACAUCGUAUCGACAAGGCGAUUGGGAAGCAUUUUGGUAUCCAUCUAACGAAGGUCUAUCCAACGCUGCCGACACUCCUCUAGUUGAUGUUGGAGACGAUGAGAUAGAGUCUGAUCAAGAGAGCUCUGAUGAGAAAGAAACAGUUCAGGGAAGAGAAAUUUAUGCUACCAGUGAAUAUGUGCCAAUAUCUCAGCGCAAGGACCGGGCAAAUAAGUCGAAGAUUGAUCUGAGAGCCUUGCCCACCGGAAAAGAGGACAAACACAAAGAGCUUCGAGAAUGGACCAAUAGAGUCAGGGUGAAUAUUCAUGCCUUGGUGGAUUGCACGAGAGGGCUGAGGUUCGCGCAAUCAGGGUGUACUUUUGUGGGCACUGGCAGCCUGCCAAUCUGCCAGAGCUGCGGACAGAAAGACCAACGAGCAAAGAAAAAACAUAGCGUCUUGGGUAAAUGUGGGCAUAUUGUCUGCGCAUCUUGCCUUGCCGAAGUGCUCAGCAACGAGAAAUGCACUGUUCUCGACUGUCGUGGAGCUGUGGAUGAGCAAUAUGUGAUUCCCGGCUCAUAUUUCGCCAUGUGUCAGCCCAUCAACAUGCCCACUCCUCUGGGUGGAUCAAAGGUCGAGGCACUGAUCAAGCUGUUGAAAGAUGAGAGCUCAAUUCCCAAAGACGACCAAGUAAUUCUAUUUCUGCAAUUCCAGGAUCUCCAGCAAGUAGUGACGGCGGCGCUGGAAUUGAAUGACAUCUCCUAUGUGUCUGUGGGGAAAACUGGUAAACACGGCAGGGGCAAAAUGAAGAAAUUUUCUGCGAACCACGACAAAAAGGUCGCUAUCCUUCAAUUGGGCACUGAGAAUGCUGCGGGACUCAACCUGCAAAAUGCCAAUCAUGUGAUAUUCUUUGCUCCAUUCGCAGCCAAGAAUCAUUACGAGUAUCAAAGCACGAUAGCUCAAUCGAGUGGACGCGUCAUUCGUUUCGGACAGAAGAAAAAAGUCCACAUCUGGAAUUUGGCGACGCUCAACACGCUCGAGGUUGGUAUUCUUCAGGGACAGGAUGGACGGGUUCUUGUACGACGUCCUAAUGGAAAAUAUGAACUUGUUCUGGAGGGGGAAGUUGGAAAGGAGGAUGUCAAGGGGUUUGACGUUCCCGCGUUCGAUUGGAAAUAG
This is a messenger RNA of Talaromyces stipitatus ATCC 10500, 6647 nucleotides long. Its product is annotated as SNF2 family helicase, putative. The coding region runs from base 231 to 6647 and encodes 2138 amino acids. The record is from RefSeq and is a predicted model, not a curated record. NCBI's taxonomy places the organism in Eukaryota, Fungi, Ascomycota, Eurotiomycetes, Eurotiales, Trichocomaceae. The transcript has 6 exons. Gene Ontology annotation, molecular function: ATP-dependent chromatin remodeler activity; methyltransferase activity; ATP binding.